CGACGCAGGAAGGUCACACGGGCUCUUCCAACAUGGCGGCGGCAGCGCUGCGGAGCGGCUGGUGCCGCUGUCGGCGGAGGUGCCUAGGCAGCGGAAUCCAAUUUCUCUCCAGCCACAACUUACCCCAUGGUUCAAGCUACCAGAUAUGCCGGCCAGGAGGAGAGCUAAGACUGACCAAAUCCUAUUCUUCUGGGAACAGAAAAGGUUUUUUGUCAGGCCUACUAGAUAAUAUCAAACAAGAAUUAGCCAAAAACAAAGAGAUGAAAGAGAGUAUAAAAAAGUUCCGAGACGAAGCCAAGAAACUAGAAGAGUCAGAUGCCCUCCAGGAAGCCAGAAGAAAAUACAAAACCAUCGAGUCUGAAACUGUGCGGACCAGUGAAGCGAUAAAGAAGAAGCUUGGGGAGCUAACAGGGACGGUAAAGGAGAGUCUUGAUGAAGUCAGUAAGAGUGACCUCGGCCGGAAGAUCAAGGAGGGCGUUGAAGAGGCCGCCAGGACGGCCAAGCAGUCGGCAGAGUCAGUGUCCAAGGGCGGGGAGAAGCUGGGCAAGACUGCAGCUUUCAAAGCCAUCUCCCAGGGUGUAGAGUCAGUAAAGAAGGAGAUUGAUGACAGCGUGCUAGGACAGACGGGGCCCUACCGCCGGCCUGAGCGGCUCCGGAAAAGGACAGAGUUUGCUGGAGCAAAGCUCAAAGAAAGCAAAGUCUUUGAGGCUAAUGAGGAAGCAUUGGGGGUUGUGCUACACAAGGACUCCAAGUGGUACCAGCAGUGGAAAGACUUCAAAGAUAACAACGUAGUCUUCAACCGCUUCUUUGAGAUGAAGAUGAAAUAUGAUGAGAGUGACAAUGUUCUCAUCCGGGCAUCCCGAGCCUUAACCGACAAGGUCACGGACGUGCUGGGAGGCCUUUUCUCAAAAACAGAAAUGUCAGAGGUGCUCACGGAGAUCCUGAAAGUGGACCCAACCUUUGACAAGGACCGCUUUCUUCGACAGUGUGAGAGUGACAUCAUCCCCAACAUCUUAGAGGCCAUGAUUUCUGGGGAGCUUGACAUUCUCAAAGACUGGUGCUAUGAAGCUACCUACAGCCAGCUGGCCCACCCGAUCCAGCAGGCCAAGGCUCUGGGCCUCCAGUUCCACUCCCGAAUCCUGGACAUCAGCAAUGUGGACCUGGCUAUGGGCAAGAUGAUGGAGCAGGGCCCGGUGCUGAUCGUUACCUUUCAGGCCCAGCUGGUCAUGGUGAUCAAGAACCCAAAAGGCGAGGUGGUUGAGGGUGACCCGGACAAGGUGCUGCGCAUGCUGUACGUGUGGGCACUCUGCAGAGACCAGGAGGAGCUCAACCCUUACGCUGCCUGGCGCCUUCUGGACAUCUCGGCCUCCAGCACAGAGCAGAUUCUCUGAGGGCAGCAAUGCAAUUCUAGGCAGCGCCAAGGCUAGACCGUCGUGGGACAGACACAGAGAAAGAGACACUUUGGCACGUCUGAUAAAACUGUGUGUGGCCUCUGCUCCAAGUUCCUGUGAAACCAGCUGGACAAGGAAAGGGCUGAGAGUGGCUACCCGGUGGGUGGGUGCACUCUCCAGAGUGCCACAGGGGGCUGCUGGCAGUGUCAGAAGGCCCCAGCCCAGGAACUUCCGUGGGCAGUGGAGCGAAGCCUGGCCUGCUGUUCUAAGUAGUCCACUGGCAUUGCCUGCCAGGCCACUUAAGGUCCUUUUUUUUUUUUUUUUAAAUCAAUGCUCUUACUU
Messenger RNA from Acomys russatus (golden spiny mouse), 1733 nucleotides. RefSeq names its product translocase of inner mitochondrial membrane 44 (gene Timm44). Gene Ontology annotation, biological process: protein import into mitochondrial matrix. Gene Ontology annotation, molecular function: protein-folding chaperone binding. Lineage: Eukaryota; Metazoa; Chordata; Mammalia; Rodentia; Muridae. The record is from RefSeq and is a predicted model, not a curated record. Gene Ontology annotation, cellular component: mitochondrial inner membrane. Bases 33 to 1391 code for a protein of 452 amino acids. The transcript is spliced from 13 exons.